Messenger RNA from Eucalyptus grandis, 612 nucleotides. RefSeq names its product MLO-like protein 15. NCBI's taxonomy places the organism in Eukaryota, Viridiplantae, Streptophyta, Magnoliopsida, Myrtales, Myrtaceae. The record is from RefSeq and is a predicted model, not a curated record. Gene Ontology annotation, cellular component: membrane. Gene Ontology annotation, biological process: defense response. The transcript is spliced from 4 exons. The coding region runs from base 1 to 612 and encodes 203 amino acids.
AUGGUCAUUAUUGGCAUCAAAUUGGAGAGAAUGAUAAUGCAACUUGCAAAAGAAGUUGCCAAAAAGCAUAAACAAGACAAAGACGAGUGUAGCGAAAAUAGUGAAGGGGACUUGGCCUUUGAAUUUUCAGAAGACGAUUUCUGGUUUGCCGGGCCAAAAUUGGUUGGCGACUUGCUUCACUUCCUGCUGUUUGUGAACUCUUUGGAGCUUGCUUUCUUCUUCUUUAUAAUGUUCCAGUAUGGUUUUCACUCGUGCAUUAUGGGAAAGGUUGGUUUUGUUGUCCCCCGAAUAGUAAUGGGAGUGAUCAUCCAGACUCUGUGCAGCACCAGAAUAUUACCAUUGCACGCGAUUAUACAAUCACAGAUGUAUUGGAGGAAGAAGCAAUCGGACAAGCGGAAAAAAAUAAGGAAGAUUAAGAUGCAUUUGGAGGAGUACCUAUCAAACAAACAUAUGGAAGGACUAUUGGAUGAAGAGGAAGAAAUGGAGAUCUUGAACUCGAUUUUGGUGAUGAUUAGAAAGGAGCCGAACUCACCGGAGGAGUCCACAAAUAUUGAACUGGCUCGGACGGAUUUGAGGGAAGGAUCUGUCAGGAGUAACGUCUCAGACUCGUAG